AUGGCGCGCAGCAGCACGACGCGGGGCGACGCGGCCGAGGUGGACGAGCGCUUCCCCGCCUGCAUCCGCGACGCCGUCUCGCAGGUGCUCAAGGGCUACGACUGGAGCCUCGUGCCCAUGCCCGUGCGCGGCAACGGCGCGCUCAAGGCCAAGCCGCACGUCAAGCGGCCCAUGAACGCCUUCAUGGUGUGGGCGCAGGCYGCCCGCAGGAAGCUCGCCGACCAGUACCCGCAUCUGCACAACGCCGAGCUCAGCAAGACCCUGGGCAAGCUGUGGCGUUUAUUAAGCGAAAAUGAGAAACGUCCCUUUGUGGAAGAAGCGGAGCGSCUCAGGGUGCAGCACAAGAAGGAUCACCCGGAUUACAAAUACCAGCCGCGGCGGAGGAAAAGCGUGAAAGCCGGGCAGAGCGACUCGGACUCGGGGGCCGAGCUGAGCCACCACGCGGGCACRCAGAUCUACAAGGCGGACGGCGGCCUCGGCGGCCUGGCCGACUCGCACCACCACGGCGAUCACGCAGGCCAGCCCCACGGGCCGCCCACGCCGCCCACCACCCCCAAGACGGACCUGCACCACGGCGGCAAGCAGGAGCUGAAGCACGAGGGCCGCCGCCUCGUGGAGAGCGGCCGCCAGAACAUCGACUUCAGCAACGUGGACAUCUCGGAGCUCAGCUCCGAGGUCAUCAACAACAUGGAGACCUUCGACGUGCACGAGUUCGACCAGUACCUGCCGCUCAACGGCCACGCCGCCAUGCCGGCCGAGCACGGCGGCGCUGCCGGCGCCUCCUACGGCGCCUCCUACUCGGCGCCGGGCGGCGGCGCGGCCCCGGUGUGGACUCACAAGAGCUCGGCGUCCUCCGCGUCGCCGCCGGCGGCCGAGGCGGCCCAGCAGCGGCCGCACAUCAAGACGGAGCAGCUGAGCCCCAGCCACUACAGCGAGCAGUCGCACGGCUCCCCGGCGCACUCCGACUACGGCUCCUACAGCGCGCCGGCCUGCGUGGCCACCACGGCCAGCGGCGCCACGGCCGCCGCYGCCUCCUUCUCCAGCUCGCAGUGCGACUACACGGACCUGCAGAGCUCCAACUACUACAACCCCUACCCCGGCUACGCCUCCAGCCUCUACCAGUACCCCUAUUUCCACUCGUCGCGGCGCCCCUACGCGACGCCCAUCCUCAACGGGCUCUCCAUCCCGCCGUCCCACAGCCCCACCACCAACUGGGAGCAGCCCGUCUACACGACGCUCACGAGGCCCUAGGGGACACGGGGGGCUUGGCCGGGCUCCCCCCCGCAAUGUGCACUAAUGAAGGAAUGGUGAGGAUGAGGAGGAAGGCGGCCGGCGGCCGGCUUCGCUUCCGAAGUGCCUCCUGAGCCACUGGGAACUCUGCUCGCCGCGGCUGGACGUCCCCUUGCUUUGAGAUUCUCCAAAAGGACAGAGCUCUAUUUUUUUUUCCCUCCUCUUUAAUUAAUAAAAUUUACAGAUAAUUAAAAAGGACUAGUAAUUCCUUUUGAAUAAAUGAAGGACAAACCCAUUUGACUCCUCUGUGAGGACUGGACUGGGCUUAAUCCGUCUUGAAAGUCGACAAGUGCAAAAACGGAGGGAGGGGAAGCAUUAAAAAGAAAAAAAAAUACAAAAAMACCACAAACCAAGCCGUAGGAGACUUUAAGGGUCUGUUGCAAUGUGAGGAAUGGACCAACCUUGAGGGCAAGAACUCACUGGGACCAACCUGUCGGAGAAAGGAAAAUCCAGCUAUUCCAUGCAACCAUCUUGUGGGAACAAACAUGUCUGGUGGGACCAAGCAAUUAAAUGUCUGAAGUGUUCGUUGUUUCGUUUUUUUUCU
Nothoprocta perdicaria is the source of this 1834-nucleotide messenger RNA. It is a transcript of the gene SOX8, whose product is annotated as SRY-box 8. Bases 1 to 1251 code for a protein of 416 amino acids. Gene Ontology annotation, cellular component: nucleus. Lineage: Eukaryota; Metazoa; Chordata; Aves; Tinamiformes; Tinamidae. Gene Ontology annotation, biological process: morphogenesis of an epithelium; peripheral nervous system development; negative regulation of transcription by RNA polymerase II. The record is from RefSeq and is a predicted model, not a curated record. The transcript has 4 exons. Gene Ontology annotation, molecular function: RNA polymerase II cis-regulatory region sequence-specific DNA binding; DNA-binding transcription factor activity, RNA polymerase II-specific.